CCUUCGGCUGUUUCCGGAGCCACUCGUUGUAGGCUGCCGAGGCGCUAGCGGAGCGGGCUGCAGAUGUCGGAGCAGCAGGCGGCUGCGGGGCCGGCGGGCCGCGGCGGGGACGGCCCGGGAGUGGAGGGGAGCCAGGCGGCCGCCUCAGAGAAUGAAGAUCUAGAAAACACCAACGUCACCUCUGCAGUGGCUUCGGCCUCUGAUCCAGAACCCUGUUCCUCACCUUACAGGCCACAGACGGUAUCUCCGGCGAGCGAGGAUGCCCCAGAGGAUCUGCGGAAGACAGCCGGUGCCUCGGAGGCGCAGGCCUUGGUGGAACAGGAAUUGCUGCCUGCAGACCAGGCCCAGGUCCUCAACAAGAUGGCCAAGCACCACAUUCCACAAAGGUCCGGGGACAUCGUUAUGAUCCAGUCUGAGCACACAGGAGCUAUAGAUAUCCUUUCAGCUGAUUUGGAAUCUGCAGAUCUCCUGGGGGAUCAUAGGAAAGUGUCCCCCCCUCUGAUGGCUCCUCCGUGCAUCUGGACCUUUGCCAAGAUGAAGGAAUUCAAAAGCAAGCUGGGCAAAGAGAAGAAUAGCCGUCUGGUGGUGAAGCGGGGUGAGGUGGUGACCAUCCGGGUACCUACCCAUCCAGAGGGGAAGCGUGUUUGCUGGGAGUUUGCAACUGAUGACUAUGACAUUGGCUUUGGAGUUUAUUUUGACUGGACCCCUGUAACCAGCACUGACAUAACUGUGCAGGUCAGUGAUUCCAGUGAAGAUGAGGAUGAAGACGAGGAAGAGGAGGAAGAGAUUGAAGACCCUGUCCCAGUUGGCGAUGUGGAGAGAGGCUCCAGGAGCUCCCUUCGAGGUCGUUAUGGGGAGGUCAUGCCUGUGUACCGGCGGGACAGCCACCGAGACGUGCAGGCCGGCAGCCACGACUACCCUGGUGAGGGCAUCUACCUGCUCAAGUUUGACAACUCCUACUCCCUGCUCCGCAACAAGACUCUCUACUUCCACAUCUACUACACUAGCUGAAGGCCGCUGGGGCAGAAGGCAGGCGGGCGCUUGCUGGCUGGGGCAGGCUGCCGGCUGGCGUCUCUUCUGGAUAGGCAAGAGCUAAAAGUUGAGCGUGAGGCUCCUGACCCUCACGUCCUGCCUGGCAUGCCUGACUGUUGACCCCACGUAGCUUUUCCCCCUUCCUGGCUUCCGCAGAUGGUGGUGUAGUGCCCCUGUCUGUGGUCCCUGACUCACACUCCUCUUGCUUCAGACUCCAGCCAAAGUCCCUCUGAAGGAGCCCGUCAGGCAAAAGCCUACAGGGAGGUUGGGUGUUAUCUUGUAAAAUUAGGUCUGUUUGGGUCCAAGGGAUUAUUGCAGUUGCUGCUCUCUCCUCUCCCCGAGCCUUUAUUGCAGAUGUGUUCAGCGGUACCCGCUUUUCACCUUUUGAAAGUGCUGGAGGAGGAAAAGUGCGUUGUCCGCGAAGGAGCCCGGCCUCUUGGAUGGAGAAAGCUCUGUCCAGCCUCGCACCACUGCCGUCUUCCCGCCUGCUGGUUCUUCGUGGUCUGUAGUGCAGGCUGGGAGCCCUCACUGCCUUUGGGGGGGUGGCACUGGUCCCGAUUUUUCGACGCUGCCUCUUGCCCUCCUCUUGCCUUUCCCCACAUCUGUGUCCGGGCCCUUACAGCAAGAACACCCGUGCCGUCUAAAGUGGUGAUCACGUGAUCUACCGUCUGGGGGGGUGAGCACCUCCGGCACUUCCUGCUUCAAGAGGUCGAGGCCCAUAGCCAGGGUGCUGGUGGGUACAGCGGAAAGGGUGGGAAGUAGGUACUGGAUUGAUCUCAGCAUCCACAUCUUCGACAGUCAAGUGUUACUGCAGUACUUUUUUUGUGUAAUCAAAGAAGAAGGGGUAUAAUCUGAGCGAGAAGCAUAAAAAAAUACAACACUCCUGAUUUCCCACCACUCUUUUCUAUCUUUAGGGUAGGAGUGUUAUGUAGAAAUUUGGCUUCAGAACCAAUUGGAGUUCCAGAAUUUCUGGAUGUAGGUUUCUUGCACUGAGAGCUUAAAGCUUUUGGAGUUCAAAGUCUCUUAGAAAAGGAAAUGAAGCUUCACUGUGGCUGCUGAUUGGAGCUGUUCUUUAGCAGGCCAAAGCUGGCAUUUCCCCCUGACUGCCUUUCCCACUGUAUUAGCCCUGAGGCCCGGAGUGCCGGGGGUGGGGGGCUAUAAUCAGUGGUCACCAGAGCAGCAGGCCAGGGCCUCGGGCAGAGAGGGGACCACUGUGGUUGUCUGUGCCUCCUUGUUUCUUAUUCCCUGUGUUGAGUCUGUUGCUGCCUUAGAAUUUUGAGGAAUAAUUCGAUUUAUUUAUUACUUUAUUUAUUUUUUAGCACAUUUCAUUUUGCCUUUGAAACAGUUUCCAUCUGUUUCUUAGAAGGCUUCUGUCUGCUCUGAGCCAUUGAGGUCACCUCUCCUGUGGUGUCAGAUGACGAUUUUAGGAAACGUUAGGAAGUGACAGCGUUCCCUUCCCGCGGUCAGUCCUGGGAUGCUUUGGGGAGGAAUCCGCCCUUCUGAGAUAGAUGAUGCCAUCUUGCCCGGCACUCUUUGUGACGGAUUCUAGGCCGUGAGGGACCCAGCCCAAUCACCCAGGGUGGAGUACAGAGGAACUGACUUGCCGAUCAGGGAUAUGGUAUGAUCCUGGGAUUUCAGAGCCCUACUCUGAGGAGUCAUCUUCUUCAUGACGGUUCCUUUGGCUCAUUCCUUCCUUGUCCAGGUGUCUCACGCCAAGCUUCUCCCCACUGCAGGAGCAGGAACUCGAAGACCAGGGUCCCUCACGGUAGUUCUGUACCAUUGGUGUCCCAGAGCAAAGGGCCAGACAGCCUGCAUUUUCUGCUCCCCUGGGAGCAGAGCCCCAAGUAGGAUAGAAUGCUGUGGACUGAGCCACAUCUUACCUCUAUUAUUCUAUAUUUCAGUGCAUUUUGUAGAGGAUGACACUGGCCAAAAUGCAUCUACCUUGUAAGAAAUGAGAAAUUAUUCUAGUGACUGUCUGUUUGGGCUGUGACAAGCAAACUCGCUGCGUAUGAUGUCAUCAUCAGAUAAGCUGAGUGAGCACUCUUUCGGCACCAAAGUUGAAUCACGCCUUAGCUAAGUGAGGAUAAUCCUUAUAAAAGAAUUUUCUACUGAGCUGUUCUCUAGUCAGCUCAAGCCUUGUUUAUUGUUCCUGUUUAUUAUUAACUUCUGACUUUCUCUUAUAAGAGAGCUGUCAGGCCAUAGCAAGCUCCCUGGGACAACACUUUGUUUAUUUUUCGCCAUGAGAUGCUCUGUACUUAUUUUCUUUGGCAUCCUGAUCCUGGUGCAUCGGGGAAGUUGAAGGGGCCCAUUCCCAUCACCUCUGUGUGCCUCUUACUGUCUGGGCACUUUUGAAGUCCUGGACGUGGUUACAUUUCAUCCUGCACUGGCAUGUCUUUGUCCCAUUAGCACAAAAUGGCUAAAAGAAGGUAUUGUCCAUAUCUGAUUCAUUCCCUUUUCUCCUAUUAAACUUCUGAAAUCAUCACACUUGAGGGACCAAAUAUUACUUGUGGAAGCACACGUAAUUAGUGAGAAUUUCACAGCCCAGCAAAUCCCUUCCUUAAUCUCUCCCUAUCCAAGUGUAUAGAACCAAACAAUGAAAUCAAAGCCAUCUGUCUCACCCUGUUCUCCAGAGCACAAAUAAAUACUAACCAACAGUC
Molecule: messenger RNA, 3689 nt
Organism: Callorhinus ursinus (northern fur seal)
Lineage: Eukaryota; Metazoa; Chordata; Mammalia; Carnivora; Otariidae
Gene: TMED8
Product: transmembrane p24 trafficking protein family member 8
Source: RefSeq, a predicted model, not a curated record